Symbiodinium natans is the source of this 576-nucleotide messenger RNA. The record is from the annotation of a GenBank genome assembly. NCBI's taxonomy places the organism in Eukaryota, Dinophyceae, Suessiales, Symbiodiniaceae.
AUGCGAAGUAGCCAGCCGACCAACAGCAUCACACGUGGUGCGGCCACAGAUGGGCGCUGCAGCGCCGCCCGCUUAGCAAACGCCAGCCGGGGAUGCAUGGGCGGAAGUCAUGCAGAUAGCUGCUGCGGUGCUCGUGCGAUCGCCACAAGCUCCUUGUGCUACAAUGAGUUCCUCAACAUUCAGCUGGGAAAGCUGGAGGAACAGGAUCAGGAGUAUGAUUCCGCGUACCUGUACCAACAGCAGGUGAAGUUGGGCAACGGCCUCCAAGCCCCCAAGUACACCAUCCUGUACCAGCGGACGGAGCGGGCCGCGGAGGCGCCUCCGCGCGAGUCGGGCAUGCGAGUGGUGGUGCCGCAGAAGGUUCGGCGCCUACUACAGCUGGACUGGGGUCCUGAUGGGCUGGCCUGGGAAGAGCCCGAGUCGCGCCUCCCCGACUCCAUGCUGAUUCAGUCUAAGGUCUUCGACCACCCGCUGAGACCUUCCGAGCUGCUCCAACAGCUGACGGAGGUGCAGCACAAGGCCUUCGACCGUGAUGAGUGGGCUUCCUUCAACUUCUGCUACCACAUGAUUGGUCAG